AAAUCGGACCAUGCUUGCUCUCCCUUUGUACCACACUAGAUGGCUACCGGCGGAAAACAAACUGUUAUCUGAAAACCGGUCGCAUGUGAGUGAAGUGCAAUGUUCGACUGAAAACUGAUAAAGAAACGGGAAUAUAUCGAGAUAUGAUUGCUGCUGCUGUAAUCAUUGUAUGUGAGUAAAUUCUGAAUCUCUGUGAAGAAUGAAAAGGAGGGGAGCCGUUCGUUGCGUUGAGAGACGAAACGUUAAGACACGAUCAACUGCAACAGACAGAGAACAGAAACAGCAAACCGGUGCGUGUGCGUCUCAGUGUUUUUACCAGCAGGAUACACAAACAAGGAGCGGUCUAAUAGGAGUAUCUAACGAGGGACAGGUUUACCGUUCUGUUUGUUGCUGCGGGUCGAGUACAGUCGGUGGACGGGACUUGACCCGCGUCUCCCAAACAGAUGGCACUUGACUGUUCGCACUGUUGUUCCCAGCCCAGCUGCUGGCACCAGCAUCAGGAGUAUCAGAGUCAGCCUGCAAAAACGCGAAAGAAAUAUACUGUCGAGUAAGUUCGACUAGUUCCCAGGCCACUGGACAGAGGGAGCCACGGGGACUCCUCUCGAUCGGAGGUUCUCACUAUCGUCCGGCGCUCUGCUCCUCCUCGACUGCUGCUCGACUCAAUUCAACGACACAACUCAGACUCUUUGGCCUUCAGUGGAGUCGAAGGCUUCGGUAAGAGCUUUCCCCCUCCCCUCCCCCCCAUUUCUCUAGCUAUCUCUGUCCGAGCUUAGCCAGGCAGGCUGGUCGCUCGAAGGUGAAUGCUGGUAAACGAACAGUGCUCGUAGUAGUGGUGGUGUGAUAUGAGGUUGAUGCUGGCUGUUCCGCUGUCCACGACUACUGCUAGCACUCCUACGGGGCUGGCUGACUGCUGCCGCUGCUACUGACUACUGCUCUCUCGCGGAGUGGGGUGUGCCUCGUCGAAUAGCCCAACAGAACAGGGUAGUGCAGUGUGGCGCGGGAGCAUCUAACCUUUCGGUAUCGCUGUCUACUACACUCCAGUGCUGAGAGAGCCUAAGUCGGUCCAAGCCUGAGCGAGGUGUGUCAGGCGCCAAGCUGUGGGGACACACACACUUUUCUCGGCCCGAAAAAUUACCGAGACGACAUUUCAAAAGUGCUCUCGAGUCUUUCGACCUUACUGUUGGUUGCUUCGUAGCUCACUUGCGGCCUAAUUUUACUAGCAACACGGCACACGAUUUAGCCCCAUGCAAAACCAGGCUGGCAUAAUAACAAAAUGCACGAGCGAGCGGACAAUUGGAUAGAGCUUUCCGACCACUGCCAAUAGCUUUUUGAGCUUCCUAGCACAGGUGAUCUGUGCAUCCCUGUCGCCUGUGAAAUUUACGAAUGGAAUAUUUCUCGGUCGGAUAUUAUUAUGAUUUUUGGCGUGUUAUAUUAUCCAUUGAUCGCCCGCCUGCCGCUCUUCCACAGUGACCAUCACCUCCUCGACAAUCAAGUGAGUGCCAACCUACGACGUGCCUACUACUACGAGUUUACAUUUUGAGACAGGGACGGCAGGAUUUUCAAUAAGCAAAAGUUGCACCAACUGCCGUCGCACAUGUGCAAGUUUGAAGUAUCGAACAAGGCAAGGCAGUAAAGCAAGCGCUCCUCAUUGAUACUGUACAAGGUUCUGCCAUCAACGUGACCAAUAUUGCUAGAUACCAGGAAGUGGUGCUUCAAAGCUUGGGGUCGGUCAGUCAGUCGGUCGGUCGAUCGAUCGGUAGGUGGAUCGUCCAGUCGCCGUAGACGUGAUCGCGCUGUUUAGCCAGAGCAAAUAAUUGUCUAGCAGAGGGUUGUCUCUGUUCUUGGCUGCUACCGGCGGUGCUGCCUCUGGCUCACGGGCCCACACCACCCCUUUCUGGCUCACCGCUGAAUAUACCAAUGAGACAAAUCGUCUCUAGUGCAGUCUGACUCGUUGGCCCAAUCCGGCUCCGACAGGGUGUCUGGCAGCAGCGCGACAGAGUGGCAGAUUCUGUCGUUGGCUAGACGCGUUCGAUCCAACACAUCAGUGUUACGGAAGGUGAUGCUGGUAUCGCUUCAGCCGUCGGGGUAUUCACCAGCGCUGUCUAACGACAACAAGAAGUGCAACGACAAAACAAGGAAGAACAGUUUUCAAAAAGGAGAAAAGUUUGUGAAAAAAAUCCCGUGAACAGAGAUCGAAAUUAUCACCAAGUUAUCUAUAAUUUUUGUCAAUAUUAGAAGUAUUUGACUGUCUACGUGAAUGCGUAUCACCGGAAUAAUUUGUGUUUUUUGUUGUUCCGACUGAUCCGGCUGUGCGCUCAGAGAUUACUGACUAGUGUUAAGUUUUGAGGAAGCUUUCGACUGAAUAGAAUGGAAGUUCUUGAACAAUGCUACAGCUUGACAAAUCUUCGCAGCCUGAGUCAGCUGCUGCAGCCUUUAAGAAUCGCCAUGUUCUGUUAGCGUAUAUUUCAUCGUUGUCGUUGUUGCCGCGGAGGUGGUCGUGCUUUAUGCCAGUGCGUUUGCCCGUAGCAUUCAGAGGAGUCGCCGGCGUGAGAGUGGAUAAAACAAAAAGAGGGACGUGUCAUCAGUCUUCGCUGGCAUCGUGCCAUCAACAUCUCUGCGCUCACUGGUGACAAGAGAAAGCCGAAUCUGCCACUGCUUUCGGCCAAAGUAGACUGCUUAUUAUUAUUUACGGACUGGCGGCCACCGGCUGGAUCGCGCAAUUCAUUGCCCCAUCUUGAAGCACUGACGGCCGAACGAAACGGUACAAUUAGUAAACAUGGGGGACGCGGCUGGCGGAUGCCCAGACAUGAUUCUGUUGGCAGAAAUCAAUGAGACGACAAUCAAAGAAAACCUACGCAUACGCUAUGAACGGGACCAUAUUUAUACAUAUACGGGCACUAUACUCGUCGCCGUGAAUCCUUAUAAGGAAUUACAUAUAUAUCAUGAGAGUUAUAUUCAAAAGUAUGCUGCGAACAAAAUGUCACAGUUGGAACCCCACGUUUACGCAGUGGCUCAGGCAGCCUACUAUGAAUUACAGAACAACGUGCAAAAUCAAGCCUGCGUCAUAUCGGGUGAAUCCGGUGCUGGUAAAACUGAAUCAACAAAGUUCAUCUUGCAGUUCCUUUGUGCUGUGUCAUCUUCUCAGGGCCAAGGGUCGUCGUGGGUACAACAGCAAAUUCUCGAGGCUAACACGAUCCUCGAGGCGUUUGGAAAUGCGAAAACCGUGCGAAACGAUAAUUCUUCUAGGUUUGGGAAGUUUAUUCAAGUUUGCUUCGACCAAAGGUACGAGAUCAAAGGAUGUGUCGUACAAGAUUAUUUGCUAGAGCAGUCUCGCAUUACCCUGGUAUCACCUCAGGAGCGAAAUUAUCAUGUGUUCUACCAGCUCAUAGCGGCAGGCCGUGCUUCAAACGAAUUCGCUCAACAAUUUAUGUUGGACGAAUGCAGCCGUUACAAAUAUCUUAACCAGGGAGUGGAAAAGAUCGAAGGUGUCGAUGAUGCAAAAAUGUUUGAUGCCUUGCGACUAGCCCUCAGCGUUCUCGGCAUAGGACAGGACAUGAUGGAUGGGAUGUUUUCGACUUUGUCCGCAAUUCUUUGGCUCGGAAAUGUGGAGUUUUGUGAAAGUGGAGGGGAGGACGAAAGCUCGCAGCUUAGUGCUGAUGAUGAAGAAACCCUGGUCAAAGUUGCUAACCUCCUCGGGCUUGAACUCACCCAGCUCCGGUACAUUAUCUUACAUCGGCAAAUCAUGGUUCGUGGAAACAUCACGGAGAUUCCAUUCAAACUUAGCGAGGCUCAACAAAAUCGACAUGCUAUUGCUAAAGCUCUGUACAGCCGCUGUUUUGCCUGGGUUAUUGAUUUUAUCAAUUGUUGUACAAGUCCUAAAACCCAUCAAGGCCAAGAACAUUCUACACUUGGAAAGGACAGCCGCUUCCUCGGUGUCCUCGAUAUCUUUGGCUUCGAAGAUUUUGGCAGUGAAAAGAACAGUUUUGAGCAGCUUUGUAUAAACUACACCAAUGAAAAAUUGCACAAAUUCUUUAAUCACUAUGUCUUCUCUCUCGAGCAACAAACGUACCAACAGGAAGGAAUCAAAUACAAGCAUAUCGAUUAUGUGGACAAUUCGCUCUGUCUUGAGCUAAUCGAGAAACCUCCAAAGGGAAUUUUGAGGUUACUCGUUGAAGAAUGCCGUAUGCCUAAAGGCAGUGACCAGAGCUUCGUAUCGAAACUGCACGGCGAACUGGCCGAUCACGCCUACUACGUGAAGGGUGAAGAUCGUCGACGGUGGGAAAGGGAAUUUGGCAUUCGCCAUUACGCAGGCAGCGUAAUGUAUGCUGCCCGUGGCUUUCUCGAAAAGAACAAAGAUGCCCAAGUGGACGCCUUGUUCGAGCUUAUGUUCAAGGCAUCAAAUGCAUUUGUCAGGGAUCUCGUCCGCUUUCGGGACCUUGUUGAGUUUACCAUGCAAAGGUCCAGCGAGAAUAAUCCAACGGGCGGAUGCUCUGAUAACAACUCGUCAAUUGGUAAGGCCGCUGGUUCGGUCAUAACUAUGUCACGAACGAUGAGCAAGGCGAAACCAACGGUUGCUGAUGCUUUUCGCCAGCAAUUAACAACCCUUGUAGACGUCCUCCAUUCCACAAAUCCGUGGUAUGUUCGCUGUAUUAAGCCAAACGCUUGCAAGAAAUCCGCCUUCUUUGAUGAGAGAAUAGUUACGGACCAACUCAAGUAUCUCGGGAUGCUUGAGAUCAUCAACAUUCGACGUAUGGGCUAUCCCACACAUGUCGAGCAUAAGGACUUUGUACUAAAAUACCGGUGUCUGAUGGGCCAGCGUCGAUACUCUAUUAAGCGCAGUGAGAAACCCGUAGAUAAUGUUAAAGUCAUUCUAAACUUCCUUAAGAUGAAGGACCUCGAUUGGCAGAUUGGAAAAACCAAAGUGUUCCUCCGUAGCUCCGUGUCAAAUGUCCUCGAAGAAAAUCGCAAAAGAAUUCUUCACGACAGCGCUAUCGUCAUUCAGCGUCAAUACAAGGGCUGGAAACGCCGUAAAGAGUUCCUAAGGAUGAAGUCAGCUGCCUGCAUUUUACAACAGUACUACAGGGCUCGACGAGAAAAGAUCCGCUUCAACAAGAUGCGCCGAGCAGCGGUUACGAUUCAAGCUUAUGUUCGUGGAAUGUUUGCCAGAGAGGUAGCGGCGGCAUUACGCGAACGCCGCAAGGUCGAAGAAGCACUAGAGCAAGAGCGACUUCGUCAAGAGAAGCUCGCUCAGUCGAAGGCAUUACAAGAAGCUGAGGACAUCAUCAAAGCCGCGCAAGAAGAACUGGCUGUCAUUACUGAGAUGGUGCAGGUUAAGCACGCUGGACAAAAGCUCGCCGAGAUGGAAAAGAAUCAAACUAACGUCGCAAAAGACAAGGACAGUGGAGCUGGCGUUCAGGUGGAUCUUGACCAGAUGUUCUCAUUCCUCAGUGAAGUACAACAGACACCUCUUGAUGAAAAACUGAUUACCGACGGUGCCGAGAUCUGUGAAGAAGAACUUAAAUCGCAUGGGGAGGCUAGCGAGAGUGAGGAUCCAGCGAAGCCAAAGAUCAAUAAACCUACACAAGAGGAUGAAGCCAACGCUGAUCCUCCGAUGCAAAACGGCUUCGGAGAAAAGGAAAAUACGAGAGGGCCAAUCGAGAAAGUUGCCGAUUUUCAAGAUGAAAUGAAGAGCCAACCUCGCGAAAUCCUUAAACCCGAAUCAAAGGCUACGCCAACGAACGCAGAAUGUAAGGAUAAUGAACUACAAGCUAUUCCUCGAACAGCAUCACCAAUUAAACCCGAAGAUACGGAUUCUGAGUGUAACGGAGAGGAUGAUGAAGAGGAACCUCCGCCGCCACCGCCCAUGCCUCCGCAAGGUCUGGGAGCGCUACACGCCCAACAGACUAAUAUCCAAUCGCAAAUUGCCAAAGAGAACGCCACCGUGAAGGAUCAGCAAGUUAAAGACAGGGCCCAGGCUAAUGAGAAGAAAUUGCAGGUGCCAACAACUAGUCCGUUCUCGGCGCCUGCACCAGCCACUCCCAGCAAGCAGGGUGCAGCGAAACAAGAUUCGGGUAAUCACAGCAACGCCGAAAGUGUCGUCGAGAACGCUGAACGCGAACAGCGGCGCCGACAGCGCGUCGAAAAAAAACUCAGCGAGAUGCAGCGAGAGGAGCAACAAGAGAACCGCAAAAGCCGCCUGGACGGUGCUGGAGGCGCACAGGGUCAGGCUGCGGGAGUGGCGCUUUCGAUGGUCGAGUUCGCGCAACUACAUUUCGCCAAACACCCGAAGGAGUUCUAUCAAAGCUCGCAGACGACACAGGUGAUGCGGACAUUGACACGUCGUCGCCGUACCGUCGCAAACUCAGAAGCUGUAUCAUUCGAGGAGAUGGUGGCAUUCUGCAAGCAUGGCGCUAUUCCGUCGGCUCAUCUGAGGUCGAUCACAGACUCCGAACUGUUGCAACUCUCAGUCAGCAAUUUCAAGGAUCUUUGCAAAUUUGUCCGAGGUGAGCUCAGCGCCGAAGGGGAGGUACUUCUCAUUCAGACCGCUUGUCAGCUGGCCAUUGAACAUGAGCCACUACGAGACGAGCUGCUCGUACAAGCGUGCCGUCAGGCAACCGCCAAUCCUCUCGGACAUGACGCUUUGCGACGAGUAUGGCUUCUGAUCGCAGCUUGCAUCGGCUGCUUCAAGCCCAGCAAAACAUUUCAAAAGCAUCUGUUAAUGUUCAUCCGCGAACGGGCGAGCAGCGAAACAGAAGACCCAGAGGUCCGUGCGUUUGCUCGCUAUGCCCUCAACGAACUUAACACAGCUGGAUCAAGUGUUGUCGGUCGUCGUUGUCCUCCGUCGCAGCACGAAGUUGAUGCAAUCCGUCGACGAGAGCCGCUUCUGUGUCGCCUGUUCCUCAUGGACGGGCGAAGUAAGGCCGUGGAAGUGUCUGCUUCGACUACAGUUGCACAGGCAACCAAGGCCUUCGCUGAGAAGAUCGGCCUCAAGAACACGGAAGGAUGGAUUAUCUUUGAGUACAAUCCGGAUCGACGGCAGGCGCUCAAAACUUACGACUACAUAGCGGAUAUCAUCUAUCAAUGGGAACUGCACAAGAGAAGCUCGGCGCAGCUUACGAAAUACGCGAGCGUCACAAAAAAGACUCCGAGCUUGGCAGUGGGCGGCGGAGACUGUCGUUUCCUAUUUAAGAAGCGACUCUUCAAAGCAAUUCGGGAGAUACCCCAGGAUCCAGUUGAAGUAGACCUACUUUAUGCGCAGGCAGUGCAUGACGUUGUCAGCAUGGACUACUAUCCCGUCGUGGAACGAGUCGCCUUGCAACUCGCUGGUCUUCAGGCGCGAGUGAUCCUGGGCGAACCGGAGCAGAACUCGACACCAGAAGACAAUCUCGAAAAAUUUGGCAAGAACCUACCCGGUUACUUGCCACGGCGCGUACGAGACCGCCGUAGCGAGCUUGAGUUUUCCCAAGCUAUUGCUGCUGCCUAUCGGGCAUAUGGUACUGGAAAAUCAGAGCUUGUCUGCAAAGUGUGGUAUCUCUCGAUUGUCAUGCAGUAUCCACUGUACGGUACGACGCUGUACCCAGUGAAAUGUAGAGGUUUUCUUACCUAUGACCAUCAAAUGUUGUUGGGUAUCUCGGCCGAAGGAGUUCUGCUCGUCAACGCUGAAACAAAGAGUAUCCUUAAUGCGUACCGAUAUAAUGAACUCGAAAGUGUACGCGUCGCUAGCGACGAAGACAGUAUCACAUUUACAUUGCCAAAGGACAUCCCAGAUAUUCACAAAUGCUAUAUGUUUGAAACAAGAGAGAAGAUGGAUAUUGCGAACUUGAUUUCGGCCUAUGCGCCUAGUAUUGCCAGCUGGCUGAAACCAACGUACGAAGUUAACGUAAAAACGCGACUGGCCUUUGAAGAUCGAAUGAAACUGCACCAAGAGGUUCUGAAGUGCAGAAAGAACGUUGUAGACACCGGCUUGCUUAAUAAACCUAUUGAUCUAGAGUCUGGCAAUAUCUUCAAGAACACACUACGCAAGUUCCAUAAAGGGGCAACUAAAUAUAGCACACUUCGGCAGGAAUACGCAGCUGAAGGUUACAAGUCAUACGGUCACGAAUAUUGGGCCUUUAGUAGGGUGCCGUUAGGUCAUUCCUUAUUGGUUAUUUCCGAUCCAGAGCUAGAAGGAACAGCUCGACGGUUGUUUUCAUGUAUUCUAAUCUUCUCUGGCUUGCUAGAGGAAGAUGAGGACUGGCACGGCCAAAGAGACCUUAUUCAGAUGGCACAAUGGAUCGUUGAGUGUGGUAUGCGUCGUGACACUCUUUUAAACGAGCUAUUCCUGCAACUCAUCAAACAGACGACAGAUCAUCCCGAACCGAACAGUCGCGCCAAUGUUCGCCAUUGGCAGCUGUUAGCGUUGCUGUGUUCGCUCGUUCUACCAACGCAGAAACAUGUCCUUCACUAUUUACAUGCUCAUUUAAAACACUGCGCUAUGGACGUCGUGACUGAGGAGGGACAAUUUGCUCAAUUCUCGCUCAAAUGUCUCAUGCGUACGAUGGAAACACGUGGACGGAAAUGGCCACCCUCGCGUGAAGAGGUUUCAUGCACGACGCGUCGUCAUCCAUGUAGGACACGUAUCCAGUUCCUUGAUGGACAACUCCAGCAGGUAGAUUUCGAUCCUUGCACGAGCGCGCAAGAAGUCGUAAGUGUCGUGAAGAAGCGCCUCAAUCUGCGUCCAGACGUCGAUGGUUAUUCACUCUACGAAGUCAUCGGCACAACGGAACGGGCGAUGGCGCCCAACGAAAAACUUGGCGACGCCCUUUCCAAAUGGGAGCGCUGGACUACACAGCAACAGCAGCAACAACAGGCAAAAAAAGAAACGGCCACAGGCGGCGCAAACGGGGGAAACGAGUUCAACAACAACGCCAACGCAAAAGAGGAUCUUAAGCCGCAGAAGCAACAGCUAUUCUUGUUUAAAAAGCACCUCGUUAUUGAUAGCCUCGUCGAUCUCACCGAUCCCGUCGAAGAAGAGCUCAUUUUUCAUCAGCUUGUCUACAACGUAAGACUUGACCGUUUCCCUAUCAACGUACAGGAGGCGGUCAUGCUUUGCUCGUUGCGCGCACAACUUGACUACGGCGACUAUAAGGGCGACACUAUUGUCGAUUACCGCAAGGUAAUGGCCCAGUGUCUACCGAUGCGGCUGUUGAAGCAGAUAUCUGCCGACGCGGUCGUUGCCCAGCAUCAGAUCCUCGCUGGUAUGAGUGCACCGGAAAGCAAGGGCGCCUUUCUGCAAUUCAUUCGCAGCUGGCCUUUGUGGGGCAGCAGCAUCUUUGAGGUACAACAGAGCACCACAUGCUCUUGGCCGAAGCUACUAUGGCUAGCCGUGGACCAGACGGGCUUGCAUCUCCUUGAAAUUCGCACCCGUAACGUGCUUUGCACAUGUGACUAUGAGCACAUCGUUAAUUAUUCACCUUCAUUGACCUCAAUCAUUGUGUUCACUCAGAGUCAACGUCAUCUGGACGGUCAUGCCGAUCAGGGUCACCAGGGCAGCGGUAUGGGCGGGCAUGGCCAGCGCCAUAAAGGCGCCAAGUACAUUUUCAACACAAAUCAAGCCCUUCAUAUCGCACAUCUAAUCAAAGAUUACGUAAAUGCGUUACAACUCAAGCGGAAACCUCGUGAGUGCAAGCGUGCGGUAACAACGACACUGGAACAGAGCGAUCGAUGGGGCGGUACUUACACCUACGGUAAAGGGAUGUAUAGCGAUAUUAUCUAACGCAAAUAAGAGCCUAACAUCAUGAAUAACAAGGGACUGAGUGCAAAAAAAUGAUAAUAUUUGCAAGACAUUAUGAGCGCCAAAUAACGACUGAGCAUAAAAGCGCCAGCCCUGUUCCUGGUCGGCUUAUGUCCUGUCCUUUAUCAGCACUCUCCGAAAAUACAUAGAUAUAUAGAUUACGAAUUUUAACUUAGCAACUAAAUACCUUAGCGGUGUGCUCAGAACAGCUGCUGUAAUAGGUAGCGGGACUUUGAUAUUUUAUGAUGGAUUAACUAGUUGGCCAUGGCUUGUAUUAAAAAUAGAGGUCGCUUUGCUUGACGUGUUAGGUACUCAGUACUUGGAUUUGAAUGGCAAGAAAUGUUUCGGAGCGCAGAAGAUUAAGAAGGGCUACAAUGCUACUUAGAAGCAUACAUGCAUAUAUGCUUGUAAGUUGUUCACGACACCAUAAGACGUAAAACGUUCGAGCUAUGUCGCCAUGAAAUAUAGAACAUGAGAGGCGGGUGGUUGUAGCAGAAGUCGCUGUACACUGUAUACCUAGUGCCACGCAUGUAGUAACAGUGAUAACAGAAGCAAAUGAUAUUGACUAUAUAUAAUAACUACUAAACUAUGAAACGAAGUAGAAGUGAAUUCAUAGGCGCUUAUACAAUAAUAUAACAUAUGGUGCACGCUUUGUGCGUGUCAGUCAAAACACUCAGACAGCAAACAGAUCAACGGUAGAUAGAUCGGGCAGUGAGGCAGAACGCGCUCAGUUCUCUCGGUUAUUAUUGUCCAGGUACUCGUCUCCACUCGCUGGAAGGCCAAAAUAAGACCAGAAGAAAGAGGGAGCGAUUAAUAGAGUGAUCGAUGGAUAGCGACGAGUAAAAACAAAGUGGGCAUUUCAGUGCAUAAUAAUUCCUUCACCCCAUCUUGGACGCAGUUUUUUGCGGAGCCGAGCGUGUCAAGCAUGUGUAGGUGUAUUGCAAAUGGGUGCUAUGUGCCAUUUAGCAUUGACUGAUUUUCAGCAGUUUUUUUCUAUACGAGUCCUAAGGCCUAUUUCGGCCGCCAUCUUCUGCCAUAAAAAACUAGUUAAGGAAGGAAAUAAAAACCGACUGCACACACAACAACACAUAAUUAAGGUGGACCAUAUGUGAGCAAAGCGUAAAAUGUAAAUUGGUGUUCGUUGUUAUUAGAAAUAUUAAUUAGGGGUAUUAAUGUUGUCUUUAUUAUUUUCAUUUUUAUAUGUAUGAGCUUAGUCAUACGAUAUAUUGCCUUGACCAUGCUUAAAAGUAGACACCUGAAGCAAGGCAUAUUUAUAUGCUGUCUAUACGAAAAUAAUUUUCGUUCGAGCUGACUAAAAAGCUGACCCACUUCGUUGACCUUAAUUCAAUGGAUUCGUGGUGACCAAAACUAAAAAGCUCAAUUUUUACACAGUAAAAACAACUUCUGUGUCUAGUCAGCAUAAAAUUGCUGCGUGCGUAGGUAUCGAAUAUAAUAAAAUCACUACAAUAAAAACGCAGGGCUUUAAAUUAUUUUCGGUUUACAUGGAGUUAAUUUCUCUAUUGCAUAUUCAAUAUCUUAGCAUGUAGGGUUUGUCUAAGAUCUUGACUCAUCUCUAACUAUGAUAUUAAAUACCCUGAUACUGUCAUGGCAGAUUUGCGUGAAGGGCCCGUCGCCGUAUCCCGCAAGCAACUGUUGUUUAGUGACUCGGAGUGUCGUUUAGUGAUAAAAAUGUAACCGUAUCAACAACCUUCGGCUAUCCAUUCUCAUACACCAGAGGGCUAGUACAUCGUCUAAUAUAUAUAUAUAUAUAUAUAUAUAGAUAUCGCAAGCUGAGAUUCUAUGAGCUUUAUUUGAAUUUGUUUUAUGAAGACAUCUGAUCAUCGUAACAGCGAAAAAGAAACCACAACAGCAAAAAUGCUUCUACAAUAGGGAGGAAUGUUGUUUACUCGCUUCAGACCAAUAGCCAUACUUAGGUAUGGCCAGUGUCUUCCCCGGUGCCUAGUUCUUCAUGUUGUCUUUAUGUUGCUUAGUUAAGAACAAUCUGAAUUGGAAAAUCGAACAACGGAUGGAUUUGGUUGAAUAGUCGAAGGCGCGUAAGAGCAAGUUUACAGCAUGGAUUGCGCACCGUGGUGCGGAACAGCAAAAUAGCUAGAUUUCACAUUGGUUCUAGUCUGUGAUUUCAAAUACGUAUUGUCAAAUACUCGAGAGAAGAUGCCCUGGCUAACCUUCGUACACUUCGGCCUCACCUCAACGAACGGCGACAUCACACUCAACUUGAAUUAAUGAAAGUAGUCGCCUGACUAGCCGGCUAUGAUCAUGCGCUUAUGUUUGUGUCCCCUUACUAGCGUUGUGCCGUACAGCUUAUCUAUUGACAUGAACAACGUACCUAAUAAAGAUGAUUAGCAAUACAUUUUAAGUGUAUAUAACGUAAUUAUGGCGACAAACAAGGUGCGACAACAUUCUAGCAAAGAACGUCAACAAGAAAUAAAUGUGUCCUGUAUUCGUCAAUUCUGUGAGACAUCAUUAAACGUAUACAACACUGUACAUCUUUGCAAUUUAUUGCAUAAUACUAACGAGCUGUGUAAAAAAAAGAACAAUAUUAGCAAUAAAUUGGCAAACAAACAGGCCAGUAAGUAAAAAACUUCACAAAGCUGCCAAAUACGAACAAUGUAGGAACUUUAUACACAGAUGGACAUAAUCCUGAUCUAGUGAAAAUAUAUUUGAAGAAAAAAAUAACAUGAGCGAGUACGAGAAACAAGACGAUUGGAUAAGGAGGUCAAAUUUCCGAUGUUACCUCAAGAGGUGACAAAGCCGACGCACUGAAGAACAAACUGUUCUAAGCAACGAACAGAGAAUAAAUACAACUGGCCUUAAUGAUCAAGAAAAAAACUACUAUCAAAUGACAACAGAAGGAGAAUUCAGACACAAACACCUACAGGAUCUCGUACGGAUGUUUGCAAAGCACGUUAAUCUGGACGAAGUUGGUAGAGAACACGAACGCUUCCCUGCACUAAUAAAUUCACAGAAAGGUCACAGUUGAAGCACUGGUACAAUACACAUAUGUACUAUUAUCAUUAUCACAGCACAUGCCCCCACAUACGUGUAUGUACGUACAAUACAUAGGUGAUGAAGUAGAAAAUGUAUGUACUGCAAAUGACAUUAUAAUUAUUCAAUAAAUAAUUGCCAUAAUAAUGAAUAAUAACUUUAUGACAAUUCCGUGGCUGUACGGGCUUGGUGACCAUGUCGAGUGAUCUAUAACGAAAUCCUCGUAUACGCAUCUUCGGAGUUCCGACGAUAUCUUCCAUAGAAUCACCGCUAGAAGAAAGCUAGCAAGAUGCGUAAAAAAUACGGUAUUCUUGAGAGAGGUGAUAAUGAAAAUAAUAAAUGGUAAUAAUACAUAGGAAAAAUGAAACACGAGUAACGUAUGCAAAAGAGAAGAGCAUAUAUCAGAAUUAGAAAGACCAUGGACCUUGUAUGCGAGAAAAGAUACAUUGGCGGUUCCGACUACAAAGCGGAUGAUUUUAAUAUAACAAUAGUAACAAUGCGGUCGGCUAAUUGGAGAAAAAGGAAAAUAGCUGUCUCCAACUGUUUGUUUACUUAGUUGGUCAAGACUUUCAGAGAUCAAUGGCGCCUUUCCUUGAGUCGGCGUUAACACCUAAACACAUUGUAAUUGAUCUUUUCCACAUGGACACCUUAGGUUCAGGCGGAUCGUAAAAUAAAGGAUAUAGCAGGGUAUCGGAAAAAUACUAAACAAGAAGCGCACGCCCGUUAGAAAGCUCCAUGGUGGUGAAUGAACGAUAAAUCUAUGGUUUGUUAAAACACACACUCACAAUAGAGAGGCGAAGCUAUAGCCUAAAUAUUUGAAUUCAUCGAACAUCAUUUCUAUGAGGCAUUGCUGUUAUCCGUGGCUAUUUUUACUACUUUUAUGUACCAUUUUAAUGUGUCUAUGUUCUAUGCCACCCGUCCCUAUUAGGGUGCAAUAGGAGAUCUGUACAGAGGCGGUUGAGUUCUAAGAGUUCGUCCCAUUAGAGGAUUUGUGAUAUCGCUUAACACCCAUGAUCCGUUUGUUUCGGCUGACUGAUACUAUUUGAUUCCCGUUUUGCGGUGUUGGUGCGUAACCCGUGAUAUCAGUACAGCUUUAGAAAAGCUCGUUUUUCCUAUGGACGUUGCUUGGUUGCUUCUAUGAUUUGUGUUCGCUUUAUUUUUAUUUACGAUUAAUUUUUUUCGUUUACGAUCUAUUUAUUCUUCUAGUAUGUUACACUAUUGUGUUUAACAUAAGUACUUAUGAUAAAAACACACAAUUAGUUCUGUAUAGUGGAUUGAUGCGUUAUCAAUAGUACAAAUCGGAAAUUACCCAGUAUUUGCUCUGUGCCAAGACACGCCACUAAAUGAGUCCAGAUAGUAGGAAAAUCUGGUACUGCUUAGGCUUGCGCGCGGAAAGAUCAAAGACCCUGCGCGAUGACACCCACAAACA
Varroa destructor (honeybee mite) is the source of this 14207-nucleotide messenger RNA. RefSeq names its product unconventional myosin 81F (gene Myo81F). NCBI's taxonomy places the organism in Eukaryota, Metazoa, Arthropoda, Arachnida, Mesostigmata, Varroidae. Gene Ontology annotation, molecular function: protein binding; cytoskeletal motor activity; ATP binding. Gene Ontology annotation, cellular component: myosin complex; cytoskeleton. The record is from RefSeq and is a predicted model, not a curated record.